Epinephelus moara (kelp grouper) is the source of this 2911-nucleotide messenger RNA. RefSeq names its product bifunctional apoptosis regulator-like. Gene Ontology annotation, cellular component: nucleus. The coding region runs from base 207 to 1580 and encodes 457 amino acids. NCBI's taxonomy places the organism in Eukaryota, Metazoa, Chordata, Actinopteri, Perciformes, Serranidae. Gene Ontology annotation, biological process: proteasome-mediated ubiquitin-dependent protein catabolic process. The transcript has 9 exons. The record is from RefSeq and is a predicted model, not a curated record. Gene Ontology annotation, molecular function: ubiquitin protein ligase activity; protein binding.
CGCGUGGGUGUGUGCGUGGGGCUUUCCACCAGCAGCAGUGCGGAGCCAUGGCGACAGCGAUCCAGGCAGAAAUAUCUAUCAGCAACAUGCACCGUUUGAUUCAGGGCUAAGUCACGAUAAACAGACUGAAGUUAUUUCAACCACGUUGUUAUGUCGUCCCCCAUCUUGUCACCUGUCAGACACCGUUCCUGAGGCGAGACUUGGAUAUGUUGCACCAGAUGGAGUGGGAUUCAUCAGAUGAUGGCUGUGAAGCUUUAAUGGAUAACCCCCCUCACCUGUCCGAAUCUCCUCAGUUGAAGCCCUCCACCACCAACAUCUCGGAACACGAAUUCUCGUGCCACUGUUGCUAUGACAUAUUAGUGAACCCCACCACCUUGACCUGUGGCCAUAACUUUUGCCGCCACUGUCUUGCUCUGUGGUGGGAGUCAUCUCAUAAGAAUGAGUGCCCAGAGUGCCGGGAGAAGUGGGAAGGCUUUCCUAAAAUCAACAUCCUGCUGAGGGAUGCAACUGACAAACUGUUCAGUGAGGUUGUUCAGCGGAGGAGAGAAGAGAUCCAGGCUAACCCCAAAAUUUCCCGCAGCUUGCUGGCCUUCCAGAGGUAUGGUGACAACUUGGGUAGAUCCAGGACAAACCAGCACAAAGGAGCAGGUUUCUUCUUCUCUGGAGUCCUGACUGCACUCUCAUGUGUGGCUGUGAUGGUGCUGGUGUAUCACUGGAGCGGUGGUGUGGUGGAGCAGCAUGACCUGUUGAUCAGUAAACCAGUGUCUCACUGGACGCCGGAGGAAGUCGUGUCCUGGCUGGAACACUUGGGGCCCUGGGCCCAGCUUUACAGAGAACCCUUCCAGCAGGAGAGCGUCAACGGGAGGCUACUGUUGAUGCUGGGAGACGAGGAGCUGUUAAAACCUCCUUACAGCAUUGAAAAUCAGGCUCACAGACGGGCUGUUCUAGCUGAGUUGGACAGAGUUAAAACCCUGGGGGUCAAACCUCCACAGAACCUCUGGGAAUACAAGGCUGCUAAUGCAGGGAAGUCGCUGUUCCUGCUGUACGCACUGAAACGCUCCCCUCGUCUCACACUCUUCUACUUGUAUUUGUUUGACUACUCUGAAACCUUCCUGCCCUUCCUGCACACCUGCUGUCCAGCUAUCACACACAUCGGCCAGACAGUGGAGAGCAGCUUCCUCAACACACAGUUGGAGCCCAGUUGGCGACAGUGGGCAGAGUUUCUUGUCAAGUACCUCCUGCUUCCAUAUCAGCUGAUAGCAGAGUUUGCCUGGGACUGGCUGGCCGUCCACUACUGGACAUCUCGCUUCAUUAUUGUUAACGCCAUGCUGCUGUCAGUGCUGGAGGGCUGUGCCUUGUGGAGACUCUGGACAAGAGCCAGCAUCAGGUCUCUGCCGCGCAAGAUGUGGAACCACUUGUGGAAGGUGUUAUCUCAGGGCUUUGCCUUUGCCCUCCUGUGGCCUUUUGUCCCUCAGUUUGUGUGCAACUGCCUCUUCUACUGGGCUCUCUACUUCAGUCCCAUCAUUAAUAUAGACCUGGUGGUGCAGCAGCUGAUGCACCCGGAAACACAGGCGCCGUAACAAACUGCAUGUAGUCAGCGCCCAGCUAAUGCCGUACAGUUCACAGCAAAUAAAACCGCCAGAAAUCCAGUUGCUGAAGAGGAGACGUGUUUAUUUUCAGCAGUGUACUCACAUGAGACUGGCCUUUUUGCUGUGGAAGGGGAAGUUUUCUCGCUUCCAGUCUCUGCUGGAUGGUUGCCAUGUGGAUCAAGAGGGCCACUGAGCUGUUGUAGGAGACAAAACCAACAAGAUGAGGAACAGUGAAGUAUCUGUUAAGCUAUUGAUUAGGAAAGAUUACUGUAGUGAUCUCUCUGCGUGCACAGUGCAUUCACAAACCACAUUGCCUAAAUGGCUCAGAGGGCAGUUAUGCAAAUGAUAAGUCAUGUUCAGACACUGUUGGUAGUAAAGUCUGGCCUCAUGAGGAGUUUUCUGACAGCUUCAUAGCACCGAGACGACUGUAGUCCAAUUGAAGGUGAGCUUUUUUACGCAUAUACAGACUGAACAUAGAAGCGAACAAGUAUAUAUAAAUUAAUUUUUGACCUCUUUUAUUAAAUGCCUUAAUGGCAUGUUAUCCACAACCAGUUAAAUGACCUCCUACUUUAAAGUUAUCAGUUUGAAUAAAGCAGUGUUCUAGUGGAAUAUAAAUCCUUAUUCUGCAUGAAUUUCAAUCCCUUCUUUAAAUCUUUUUAGUGCAGUUUGCAGUCUGGCUUUGACUGCGAUCCUGGCGCCACAGAGCUGUCUGAAAACUCACUCUAUGAGGUUUGGUAACAUGAUUGUGAAAUGUGUCAAAUGUCGCUGUUUGUAGUUCUGCAGCCAGAUGAGGACAAAAACACAGUCUUUGUGAACAAACAAUGAAGGGCGUCCCUGGAAUUCCAGGCGUUCAUUUCACAAUACGUGUGGCACUUAGAUUUGAAAUGAUACAUAUGUUCUUAAAAAAAAAAAUUGAGACGCUGAUCCAUCCAUCCAUUUUUGUAACCGCUUAUCCUCUUGAGGGUCGCGGGGGGGCUGGAGCCUAUCCCAGCUGACAUUGGGCGAGAGGCAGGGUUCACCCUGGACAGGUCGCCAGACUAUCACAGGACAAAUGCUGAGAUUUUUUCUAAUUUUUAUGAUUUUAAGGAGAAACAGUUUGUAGCAGAUUUUAUUUGCUGUUACUGCCGACAAAUUGUGUUGCACAUUGUUUUUAUUGCUCAAAAAGAUUUUGUUCGCAGUGUAUGUUUCCAUGUGACAGGUAGGGAGGGCUAAUCAAAGACUUUGUUUUUUUACAUUAUUCAUUUGCACUUAAAAGUUUACACUGUGAUUUUGUUCUUUAAUGUUCUAUAAUGACAAAGAAAAAAUAAACAUUUUUAAUAAUA